AUGAAAGGGCCUAGCAAAAAGGUGAAGAAAGAUAAUGCUAAAGAGAAACUGGCUAACAAAGAGGUGAAACUUGUGGGUGGUAACCAAGAAGAUGAUGGGAACAAUGGAGAUGAUGAGGGCGGGCCAGGAAAGAGAUCAAAACAGGCUAGAAAAGAGGCUAAACUUCUAAGGACCAAAGGGGAUCUAGAGAAACAAAGAAAGGGAAAAGAACAAAUCCAAAAGUUUCUGGCCAACCCUACCAAAACAAACAACUUGCCUGAGGCUGGGACAUAUUCUCAACAACUUGCCCUGCACUGCCUCACCACCAAUCAUGUGAACACUUUUUGCUUGUACCAUCACAAGAAUGACAAAAAGGGCACAAUGGCUGAGGAUCUCUGGGAGUACUACAAAAAUACAGGCACACCUCUUCCUCGAUGUGCUGGCAUGAAGAGAACCAAUGGCAUUACACAAGAGUUCCAGGAUACCUGCACUGUGGCUGCCCUGAAGAUGCUGUGCUACUUGAUUUUUUUAUCUGGAAAACCAUGUGAGAAACUGACGCUGAGGACUUUUUCUGCCUUCGGAUUUAACAUUGACAAUGUUUACGCCAUCAAUUCCGGAAGCAAUGAGGAAAAAAAAAACAUUUACAGGGCGAUAAUUCAGUAUGGUUUGAAAAGAUUGCAUAAGCUCAAUGACGACGACAAAGAAGAUUGUGAAUUAGUCACUGACACAUCCAAUAGCGACAUUUCUGAGUAA
Serpula lacrymans var. lacrymans S7.9 is the source of this 732-nucleotide messenger RNA. RefSeq lists its product as uncharacterized. NCBI's taxonomy places the organism in Eukaryota, Fungi, Basidiomycota, Agaricomycetes, Boletales, Serpulaceae. The record is from RefSeq and is a predicted model, not a curated record. Bases 1 to 732 code for a protein of 243 amino acids. The transcript is spliced from 4 exons.